CGCAGCCACGACACUUUCACUUUUGCAAGUAUAAUUCCAAAAUAAAAAGAAAAGUCUCAUUAAAAAAAUUCCACUACAAAAAACUUGUAAAGAAUCAUGGCUUGGCUCCUCAACGCUAUUACGCAGGGGCUCGCCGCAGCCCCUGGUCCACCUGAGCUUUUUUCGUCAUCGUCGGGUGCCGAAGAUGAGAUGAAAAAGCUCGAAAAAUCUGCUGCAACCAAGGCUCCAGGUAAGUCACCAAAGCAGGACAAGCGAAGCAGACUGUUUCACAAGAAGGACAAUCUGGAUGGAAGCAGUAAGAACCCUUCUGGACGAUCACCAGUUGGUUCACCAGGAGGUGGAACAUUGUCGUCUUCUAGUAUCUCUUCACCUGCUUUCAAUGAGCUUGUUCUUGGAGCUCAUAAUCAUACAGGUGGUGCUCUUGCACUGCCACCGCCAGGUCCCUUAGAUCGCACCUUGAAGGACUGGGUAACAAACAUUCAGAAGGAAGACGGCUCUCUAGGGUACCAGUUCAAUGACGUGAAUCUCGCAGCAGUUGUGCCUUUCACAACUUUCACGUCCGUUUUUCUCCUCUCCCGAGCACUGGAGACGGCGUACUUGAAUUCGCAUGCCAGUGACGACCAAGCCUUCUUGCUGGCAUCUGCUUGUGGUCUAGCUGAGGUUGUUGGGUCACCGGCAUUGUUCGCGAGUGUCCGACGGGCUGUUCUCGAGAGGUUGUUGCCUGUCCUAACCACAGGAGUCCAGGAAGGCAGCUGUUUGCUGGACAAAGCAGAUUCCAAGACGUCUACAACUUCUGGUACUGUUGUAGCCGUUUCAUCGUCUAGUGCAUCGUCGUCUGCAUCUUCCGACUCACCACGAGCAGAUGCAGACCAAAACAACGACGUCAGCGGUUCUACUCCCGAAGUGUUGAAACUCAAAAACGUCGAUCUCAAUCACGCUGGUCAGAACAAACAUCGUGACACCCUAGACGUUCAUGACCAAGGUGAUCACACCGAACACGAGCAGGAUGAUCUGAGUACUCCACCAGACGACGCACCUGAUUUGUUCAGAGGCUGUUUAGAAAGUCUUGCUCAAGUCCGCGAUUUAGCUGUCAGGUCUCUCUUCAAACGAGAUGGUUUGGUCGAUGGUUUGCGUGCGUACCGUAGAAGCCUAGAACGACAGCAGAGCGACUUGCAGGAACAAAUAAUCCCGGAUUUGCUGGAUUCUGGUGAGUUCCCUGAAGCACACGCAAGACAUCGAGAGCUUUGCGACGUGUAUGGGAAGAUUGGCAAGGCGCUGUUGCAAGAGUGGACUGGGUUGGUUGGAAGUGUCAGGUAUGAACUAGUUGCAAACAGUGGACCUGGACUAGGAACUCUAGCUUCAUCGACUAUGCCUUCCUCCUUUACCACUGGUAAUCUUGACAACAACGUCAACGUGCAAACCACGAAAACCGCUCAAACUCUUCUAGCAGAGGUAGCAAGUGGCCAAAUAUUCGAAGACGAAGAAGCUACAUCUCCAAGUUCGCCAGCUGUGUCGCUGCCUGCUUUCUCACCAGAAGGGGGCUCUCCAGCCAGUGUGAAUCCUCGCUCUAAUGCACGUGCUAGAGCACGAGAAAAAGCUGCAGGAGGUGGUGGAAAAUGUGGUAAACCUGAAUCGAAAACGAAAAAUAAAUCCUCUACUUCUACCAGUACAACACCUCCACCAACUCUUGAAGAUGUUGACAAGAACGUUGAAAAGACGACAGCGGAAACUACAACACCACCGGAGAAGUCUUUAGGACUGUCCCCUAGCUCAACAUCGAGUGGGGGACCGCACGCAGGAACCAGUACUGGUGGAAGUCCUGUAGAAGAGCUGUUUCCGGCGUCACCUGUGCCUAGCACUCCUGGUAUGAAUACAACGUCAACUACUGCGUCGAUUGUUCCACAACAUCAACAGCAGGCAUUUGCGGCAACUCAACAACAACAGAAAAAUCUAGUGGCGACAGUGCAUUCCUACCAGCCAACGAGGUUUGUGUCAGCGCAGUGUGUGCGGUUGCAGAAAAAGCUGGGGUCAUUGUACUUAUGGUUACACAUCAGUUAGACGUCAGGGUCAGCAAGAUGGAUGCUAUUUAGAUUUCUUCGAUUCAUCAGUGUAAGUAUGUGUUGCUUUUGUGGUUUCACCCCGGAGGGAUAGGCACCUUUCCAGACCUCUGCUCAACCUCUAAUUCUCUCCGCCCUCACCGACUCUGCUUCAGCGCAGAAGCGAAGUCUAGAAUUGAAGAAUCAAGAGCAUGCAGCAGAACUAGCCGAGGCUGAAGCGGAGAGUGCCAAGGGUGGAUUGCUCUUCGUAGAGAACGAAAUCGAAACUCUAGAAGCCAAGCUAGCCACUCUCAAACGCGAUCUAGAACAAGUUUCCUCUACUCUAGGAGAUAAACGACGCAAGAGGGAAGAUGUAGCCAGCAAUAUGCCUGCUCGCGCACGGUUGCGGUAUGAGCAGACAGUAGAACGAGUUUUGGAGAAACAGAGGCGUGAGAGCAAUCUAGUGCAGAAAUUCGGAGUUAGAGUCUGCUCAUCAGGCUAUGCAUCGAGCAUCACUGCUGGGCCGUUGAAAACUAGUAGUUCUUCACCGACUUCUUCUGGUUCUGGAGGAGUAGAUCAACCUUUAGCUUCUACCAACAAGAACAACUAUGGCACAAACAUCGACGAUCAAACCGCCAACCCUAUGAACAUGCGUCGGGACGUUGGUCUUUUACGCCAUCCGCGAGGCAGUUUCGAAGCGAACAUCGCACCAGCAUUGGCAUUCACUGAGAGCGAGUUGAGGGACAAGAUUGAGCUGGUAACGAAUGCUUUUCUGACUCAGAAAACAUUUGCAUCAGCUUCGACGUCUAGUUCUUCCUCGCCCGUCUUCCCUCCCCCAAUGACGACGACAGCAGAGCAGCUCGAAGGACCGUCCCAUCUCUUAUUGACUGCGUCGAGCGUGGAGCAACUAGGCCAACUAGCUGCAGGAGAGCAGAUGCGAAGCCUUCAGUUUUGCUUGGACCGCGUAGAGGCAACCAUGCGCUGGGUAGAGCGCUUAGAUUCAGCGACAGCGGGAGAUGUGGACUUCUUUCGAGGAUUGAAGGGAGGGAAAGGUACUUAACUACUUAUAAUUGCCCUUCCUGAUUGUGAGAGUUUUUUUUGAUUGUGUGUGAGACUUUCUAUUCAUACAUGAUUCUGAGACUUUCUAAAAAUUCUUCUAAGUUAGAGAUAGAGCAGGCAACCGAUCAUGCCAACCACGUAUCGCUCCAUUCGAAUCACGUUCCUCCUGCUAUUCGCAAAACCCUCCAACACGACGACACCAUACAACUAUCAUCCAGCCGACGGAGGUUCUUCCUCAGCAGGCUCUGAAGACAAUAUGGCAGCCACUGUGGCAGCCGGUGAAGCCACUUUUCAAGAGGCUUGGGAUGAAUCAGAGGCUUUGUUUGCUCUGUUAGCUGCGGAGAGAGACGGAGUAGGAGCUUCUGGUGACAACAAGGAGAAAGAUGCGGCUUCAGGUGACUCGUCCUCUUCCUCUUCUGGAGACGACUCGGACUCCAAGCGCAAUGUGCAAGCGGUGAAUGAGGAGAACUGGCAAAGGGCAGUGUCACGCAGAGAAGCGAUCUGGAAUAGAAUGCAGUUGAGAUGUCAGUGAAGGAGUGACUGAAGAUUAAAUAUUAAACAACCUACCGGUAAAUACAAAGAAAAAAAAACACGGAGGAACGAACAUGAUGAAUUCGACAGAUGAAAUAGAAGAUGGACUUGAGUCAACAUGUACACUAGAAGGACUUAGAAUUUUCACCAGAAAACGGAACAGCGCUCUCCGUUUACGAUCAGACUUCUGACUCUUGAAGGUCGCUAGCUGCAACUUCAAUCCAGC
Molecule: messenger RNA, 3852 nt
Organism: Amoebophrya sp. A25
Lineage: Eukaryota; Dinophyceae; Syndiniales; Amoebophryaceae
Source: the annotation of a GenBank genome assembly